CCCUAAAUAGUUUACUUUGUAGUUUCUUGUAUUUAAUCCAUUUCUGAACUACACGAUUGAAGAACUGGAAUAUGUAUAAAAAGUUGUAUUUACUUACGUUGUUGAUAUUCGUCGCGUGGUUGUUUCCGUGGUACUAUAAAUGGCUGACUAAUUCUAAUUCCAUAGUCAGUAAGAAAGAAGAUAUAUCAUCGAAACCAAGAAAAAUAUUUUUGGACUGUGGGGGAAAUGUUGCAUCAUCUGUCCAAUUAUUCAAGGAGACUUACCCAGAUGCAAAUGAAUAUGAAAUACAUUCCUUCGAGCUUGACCCAAAACUUCGUCCAUAUUUCAAACCUUAUGAAUUGCAAGGGUCAGUUACUGCCCAUGUACCAUGUGGGGUUUCAGACAAAGACGGAUUUCUAACAGCUUACCUUGAAAGUGUUUGGUAUCCAGGAAAAACGGGGUUUGCUGGCAAGGAUCAACAGUGGGGCGGAGGAACUCUUUUGGCAACUGAUGAAGAAAAGCAAAAAAAGUUUAAAAAAGGUUCAAGAAAACUUUCCCGUCAAAUUACAGCACCGAUUAUUGACCUAUCAAAGUGGAUUCAAACAAACACAAAAAAGGAAGAUUAUGUUAUUUUGAAACUUGAUGUGCAAGGUUCUGAGUAUGGCAUUGCUGACAAGAUGUUGGCCGAUAACACGUUUGAGUGGAUUGAUAAGUUUUAUGGCGAAUUCCAUAGUUAUGCAGCAGUUGGUGUUGCAAAGACCGAGAGGACAAGAAUAAAAAACUCUGUAGCUGCCCAAGGAGUACAUCAAAUUUUAUGGGAAGGGGAAACAAAACACUAUGAAGAUUUUGGUGUCCUUCACGAAAUUCGGAUACCUAGUAAUACGCCAGGUCAACUUCGCACGAUGAACCACCAAUGUGUGAAGAAGGAAGGAGAAUCUCGGGUCAGCAUUAUUAUCGAGGUAGGCAUGAACGCAAAAACUGCCAGAGUUUUAAUUGAAACAAUUCAUGCCUAUGAGAAACACGUUCCUCUGACAUUAUUCGUUUACGGUGACUUUGUGGAAUUGUAUCCUGAACUAAUCACAGAGUGGAGCAAAGAGUACGAGAUCGGCAUCAGAGGAAGCAGUCCGCUACCAAGGAACCUGUGGGCGUUACAAAACUAUGGAAUUCAGCGACUGUCCGUUGUCAGUGCUGAGAUGAAAUUAAGCAAAUUGGGACUAACAGCAGCGUAUAUAUUUCCACCUGAAUUUGGGGAGACUGUCGCACUCGUUGCAAGUGAGAGAAAUCUGCGAAUGAUUAAUUCGACUGUGACACUGCCACCAAGAAGUGGCAGCCUGACGUUUGAGACGUAUUUCAAAUAUGAGGAUGUGAAACGAACACCGAAAGCUCUAAGGAUCAUUCACGAAGCACUCGUGCAUAGUGGGGGAAUACUGAGUUUGGAUUCUGAUUUUCCAGACAGUCAGAUGACGUCAAUUUUCCUUCUGGAUUAUUUAUACGAGGUUUCUAAUCACAAAAUUACAAGUUUACGUGAAUGUAUUGGUGUUGAGUGA
Molecule: messenger RNA, 1526 nt
Organism: Saccoglossus kowalevskii
Lineage: Eukaryota; Metazoa; Hemichordata; Enteropneusta; Harrimaniidae
Source: RefSeq, a predicted model, not a curated record